Molecule: messenger RNA, 1029 nt
Organism: Rotaria sp. Silwood1
Lineage: Eukaryota; Metazoa; Rotifera; Eurotatoria; Philodinida; Philodinidae
Source: the annotation of a GenBank genome assembly
AUGACUGACGAUCAAGAAGUCGAAGAACUUGAUUAUGAUAUAAAUGAUAUUAUAAUAUCAACAUUAUCAGGAGUUGAAAAUGAGAAACAAAUGCUCUUUGGAACAGUAUCAACUAAUUUAGUCGAUGCAGCUAUGACAGAUAUUUAUGCAAAUAGUAUACCACUAUCAACAACACCAUUAAUUACUUCAAUCAAUGAUUAUUCAACAACAAUUACUCAAGAAAUAUAUCAACAACUGAAGGGUGAUGCUUCUGAUAUUGCUGCUAGAAAACGAUGGUGGGUUGAGAAAGAAAUGGCUUCGAAACACAACUUUACAGUAGCCGUUUUGGGUCUGGGCGCUAUGGGUAGUGGAAUCGCUGAAAACAUGUUAAAAAAUGGUUAUAAACUCGUUGUUUGGAAUCGAACUCAAUCGAAAACAAAAGCAUUGGUGGAUGCUGGUAGCAUCUCAGUUGCAACACCCCGAGAAGCAGCUCAACAGUGUGAUGUUAUCAUUAGUUGCUUGUUUGAUGAUAAAUCAGUUUUCGACAUAGUACAAGGUGAAAAUGGUCUUUUGGCUGGUAUUCGAAAAGAUUCAGUUCACAUUAGUACAACCACUAUCAGUCCAAUGGCAGCGACACAAUUGACAAAUUUGCAUCAAGAAAAAGGUGUACAUUAUAUUUCUGGACCUGUUCUUGGUCGUCCCGAUGUUGCAGCUGCCGGUAAACUUCGUACAUUUUUGAGCGGCUCUCAAACCAUUAUCGACAGCAUUACUACCAUCAUCGAGUGUUACUGUGGUGGUGGUCUCAUUUAUGUUGGAGAAGAUUCUGCUCAUGCUUGUGUAAUGAAACUUUCGGCGAAUCUUUGUGUUGCAUCAAUAAUUGAUAUGUACGGCCAAAUUUAUGCAUUAAAUGAAGGAUGGAAAGUAUCUACCGAUAUUACAAAACAAUUGUUUAGCAUGCUUUUGACACAUCCAGGCAUCCUGGCAUAUAGUGAAAAAGUGCGCAAUCGAGAGUAUACGAAUCCAGGUGGUGUUGCACUCCGUGGCGAUUGA